UGCAUGAUAUUCACUUAUCUUUAAAAGAAACCGGGGAACCCUGUAAGUCAGACUUGCAUUAGAUUCCAGAGAUCGAGGGUACAUCUGAGUUCCUAGACAGCCGAGAGGCUGGAUAGGGUAGAGAAAUGAUUUUAACUAGUAUUGUUAUCUAUUAUGCUUGUAUACCUGUAUUCAGCUAUAUAUAUAUAUAAAAUGUAGAAGCAAACUGUCGCAUUGUUAUUCCUGGUAAGACAAACGUCUUAAGAAACUGAAAGAAGUAAAUACACAACGAGAAGCAGAAGUAAAGACAGCUAGAGACAAAUUCUAGACGAUCACAAGGCUACAGAAAUAUGUAGUAAGAACAGAUGCAUGGGUCGUACGUACGGUUCCCUUAAAUCUGCUCUCCACGUCAGACAGAAGACCCAUGGUGCUACAUAUUCUAUUUGGUUGCCGUGACAGUUUCGACCUUUAGGGUAAGCAGAAAAUUUGGAAGAAGAUUAGAAGAAAAGAUAGUAUGCAUCACACGUUGGAUGUGGGGAGUUCUCUCGUAAUAUUUUCCACAUCUAACCAGUGACUGCAUAGCACUGCAUAGUCUUACAUAUUCGAUUUGAUGCCGUAACGCAGUUUCGAACUUUUGGGUAAGAAGUCACUUUAGAAGAAGAAUACAUGUUUGAAGACGUUAAGAAGAAAAAAAGAUCUGUACAAUCCAGCAACAGAAGACAAAUUCUGGUGGAAAAAAAAGAAAUCUGCUGGAGAUAUUCGAAAAAUUGGUUGAAGAGCCGCCAUUUGAAUGUCGGAAUGUGGUCAUCAAGAAAGACAAAUGGGUUACUAGAGAUUAUAACGUUAUGGAUACCAUGUUGGGGAGGGGUAAAUUUGGUGAAGUCAAACAAUGUAAAGAAAGAGAAUCGGGAAGGAUGUUAGCUGCUAAGUUUAUUGAUAUGAAUGGACCACAAGACAAGAAAGAUAUCUUAAAUGAGGUAGAAAUCAUGAAAAGUCUUCAACACCCACGACUGCUUCAACUUUACGAUGCUUAUGAGAAGAAAAACAGUUUCUGUCUCGUAUUAGAACUAAUUGAAGGUGGUGAAUUGUUUGAACGGGUUAUAAAUGAUGAUUUUAUUCUCACAGAAAAAGCUUGUGUUAUGUUCCUCAGACAAAUAUGUGAGGGUGCUGCCUUUAUGCAUUCGCAGAACAUUCUACAUUUAGAUAUGAAGCCUGAAAAUAUAUUAUGUUUAUCAAGAGAAGGGAACCGGAUAAAGAUUAUAGAUUUUGGUUUGGCUAGAAAAUAUAAUCCUAAAGAAGAUCUACGAGUUCUAUUUGGUACCCCUGAGUUUGUAGCACCGGAAGUUGUCAACUUUGACCCAAUCAACACAGCUUCUGAUAUGUGGAGUGUUGGUGUCAUAUGUUAUGUAUUGUUGUCUGGUCUUUCGCCGUUCAUGGGGGAUUCGGAAUCAGAAACUCUUGCCAAUGUAACUUCUGCAACAUGGGAUUUCAAUGCAGAGGAAUUCGACAGCAUUUCCAAGGAAGCUAAAGACUUCAUUUCCAAGCUACUUAUCAAGGAUAAAAGGAAAAGGCUAUCUGCUGCCGACUGUUUAGAACAUCAGUGGUUAAGGAGAUCACUAAAACGAGAAGGCCAUUUACCAGAGAGGUCCCUAUCUACUAAGAGAUUAAGAAAGUUUGUAUAUCGUCGAAAAUGGCAAAAAGCCAUCAACGCCAUGCUAGCGUUAAGAAGAAUGGGUGUGACGUUGUCAUAAUAUUUUUUUAUUAGAAACUUGAACGUUUAGGACAGUGUGAAUGUGAAUCAGUAUCAUUUGUUGUUAUUUCAAGAAAUAUAUCUGAAUGCAAUGUAGAGCCAUUGAAUCAAUAUCAUUAGUUGUUAUUUCAAGAAAUAUAUCUGAAUGCAAUGUAAAUAUUGUAAAGCCAUAAGCUACCAUGCAGUUGGUGGAUAUUACCAGAUUUGUCGGCAUACGCCAAAGUGUCAGCAUCUGAUGUGGUGUACAUUAAAGAAAUUACAAUGUGGUUUAAAAGAAGAAAAUGUUUCAACACUAUGAAUUUGUAAUACAAAACAGAAGACAAUCGCGUGUAGUUUGAUAAAAAUUGAUUUAAAAUUA
This is a messenger RNA of Patella vulgata (common limpet), 2087 nucleotides long. RefSeq names its product myosin light chain kinase, smooth muscle. Gene Ontology annotation, molecular function: protein serine/threonine kinase activity; ATP binding. The transcript has 9 exons. Gene Ontology annotation, cellular component: nucleus. The record is from RefSeq and is a predicted model, not a curated record. Gene Ontology annotation, biological process: protein phosphorylation; intracellular signal transduction; positive regulation of apoptotic process. The coding region runs from base 825 to 1730 and encodes 301 amino acids. NCBI's taxonomy places the organism in Eukaryota, Metazoa, Mollusca, Gastropoda, Patellidae.